AAUUUAAUUCAACAAUUUUUUUAAUAUUACUGUUGUUUUCAAUCAUAAAAGUUUUCUCCGUUAAUCGAAAUUCCUCACAAAAGCCAGACAAUAUAGCAACUAUGAACAGAAACAAAACUUAACCACAGUGAGAGAAUAUCUCCAGAAUUAAUGGAUACAGGACUCACUCCUAUCAUGAUUUCUUCUGGGUUCUUGCCAACUGGGUCUCUGUUGGAGUCUCUGAUUCACAUCUGCAGUGAGGUUUCUUCAAUGGAAAAGCUUCCUUUUGUACAGGUUAGGAAUAUCUCAACCAUGAUAAGAAGAAUCAAACUCCUUUGUUCUUUGUUUGAAGAAAUUCAAGAAACAAACAGUCCACUUCCUCCAUCUUCAAUCCUAUGCCUCACAGAGCUUUUCUCCGUAAUUCGGAGGGUCAAGUUCUUGAUCCAAGCUUGCAAUGAUGGUAGCUCUCUGUGGGCUUUAAUACAAACGGAGCUCAUAUCCAAUCAGUUCUAUGCGUUAGUGAAGGAGAUGGGGAGGGCUCUUGAUAUUUUGCCUCUAAGCUUGCUGAACAUAACGGCAGAUACCAGAGAGCAAGUUGAGCUUCUUCACAAGCAAGCAAAGAGAGUAGAUUUGUCCGUCGAUCCUCGAGAGCUUCAACAUAGAGAAGAACUCCUUCAAAUUAUGGCUUCCACUAAUGCGAAGAACGGAAAGAAUAAAGGGUUCAUUGAUCUUGGAAAAGUGAAGGAAGUAUUGAGCAGCAUUGGGUUCAAAAGCCCAUUGGAUUACCAAGAUGAGCUAUCAAAACUUGAGGCAGAAACAACGAAGCAGGCAGGUACAGGAGGACUAAUAGUUGUUUCCAAUAUAAACAAUCUCAUAUCACUUGUUACCUAUUCAAAGUCCAUGAUUUUCUGUGACGAAGAAGCUGAGAUGAGAAAGGAAAGCUUGAAGCAGCGCUCGGCCUCCAUGAACAGGAUUUAUGAUUACUCUUUGGCUACUCAGUCGAUUCUGUCAAAUAUUCCUGAUGAGUAUCGUUGCCCGAUUUCACUUGACCUGAUGAGAGACCCAGUGAUUGUAGCAUCUGGGCAUACAUAUGAUCGAAACUCGAUCGCUCAGUGGAUCAAUUCAGGUCACCACACAUGUCCUAAGAGCGGACAACGGCUGAUUCACAUGGCUCUUAUACCUAACUAUGCACUGAAGAGUCUGGUGCAUCAAUGGUGCCAGGAAAACAAUGUUCCAUUAAUGGAAUGUUCAUCAUCUCCAUCAUCCUCAAACUUGGAGAGAAGCAACAGCGAAAGGAAACAAAGUGAGAAGGCUGUUGAUCACAUUUCAGCAACAAAAGCUGCUGCAGAUGCUGUCAAAAUGACUGCCGAGUUCUUGGUGGGGAAACUAGCAAUGGGAAACCCAGAAGUCCAAAAGCAGUCGGCUUAUGAGCUGCGAUUGCUUGCAAAAACUGGCAUGGAUAAUCGCAGGAUAAUUGCUGAGGCAGGAGCUAUACCAUUUCUUGUAACCUUACUUGCCUCUCAUGAUCCAAGAAGUCAGGAGAACGCAGUCACUGCUUUGCUUAAUCUCUCCAUCUUCGAGAACAACAAGAUUUUGAUAAUGGCAGCAGGAGCUAUUGACAGCAUAAUAGAUGUUCUGGAAUCAGGAAAAACCAUGGAGGCUAGAGAAAAUGCAGCAGCUGCAAUCUUUAGCUUGUCAAUAGUAGAUGAAUACAAGGUAAGUAUUGGAGCUCGUCCCAGGGCAAUUCCUGGCUUGGUUGGGCUCCUUAGGGAGGGCACAUCAGCCGGAAAAAGGGAUGCUGCCACAGCUUUAUUCAACCUUGCAGUUUAUAAAAGUAACAAGGAAAGUGUUGUGCUUGCCGGGGCAGUUCCUUUGCUUGUUGACCUGUUGAUGGAUAGCAAGGCCGGAAUAACGGACGAUGCCUUGGCUGUGCUGGCUAUGCUAUUGGGUUGCUCUGAAGGGCUGGAGGAGAUAAGGAAGAGUAGAACUCUGGUGCCUCUUCUCAUUGAUCUCCUAAGAUUUGGAUCAGCAAAAGGGAAGGAGAAUUCUAUAACUCUUCUUCUUGGACUGUGCAAAGAUGGAGGGGAAGAGGUUGCAAGACGUCUGUUGAUAAACCCACGAAGCAUUCCAUCCCUUCAGAGCUUGGCUGCAGAUGGUUCCUUGAAAGCGCGAAGAAAGGCUGAUGCCUUGCUUAGACUACUCAAUCGCUGCUGCUCUCAAUCUCACAAUUCUGCAGGAUAAAAAAGAAGGAUCAUUAAAAAGAGAAUUGUAAAUUUGUUGUUAUCAUAAAAGAUACUGGAGUUCAAUUGUUGUAAUUGAAUCUCUAAACACAGUUUGAUUUGAUGAAA
Tripterygium wilfordii is the source of this 2327-nucleotide messenger RNA. RefSeq names its product U-box domain-containing protein 1-like. The coding region runs from base 151 to 2220 and encodes 689 amino acids. Gene Ontology annotation, molecular function: protein binding; ubiquitin-protein transferase activity. The record is from RefSeq and is a predicted model, not a curated record. Gene Ontology annotation, cellular component: cytoplasm; nucleus. Lineage: Eukaryota; Viridiplantae; Streptophyta; Magnoliopsida; Celastrales; Celastraceae. The transcript has a single exon. Gene Ontology annotation, biological process: protein ubiquitination.